AUGUCUCAGAUAGAUCAGCUUGCUUCUGCUGCUAAGUCUGCUGCUGGUGUUGAAAAUGUUAGUUCGGUGACCACGAGAGGGGGUAAGACCACUCGUGAUCCACCCAACCCUAACCAUGGUACAGCUAAGACUCCGCGUCAACAAGAACAAACAUCUGCUGAGCCGGUUGAUCCUCAAGACGAAUCAUCAGAUGAGGAACCGACUCCAGAAGUUUAUGGGGACACCACUGCUGAGCCAGUUGAUCCUCAAGAUGAAUCAUCAGAUGAGGAACCGACUCCAGAAGUUUAUGGGGACACCAUGAUGCUUCCUUUCCCCACCAGGUGGAGGAAGAAGAGGAAGGACGGAGAAGAGCAAUUUCUCCGCUUUGUGGAAAUGGUCGAGAAAACAAACGUCAGCGUCCCGCUGAUGGAUGUCUUGCACAUACCAUCCUAUGCUAAGUUUAUCAAGGAUAUCAUCAACAACAAGCGACCAUUACCCUCCGUAGAAGUUGUCAAGCUGACAGAAGAGUGUAGCACAGCUAUACUCAACCAUCUACCUGUGGAGAAGCAAGAUCUUGGGUGCCCCACAAUUACAUGCUCAAUAGGCACCCAAUAUUUUGAUCAUGCCUUAUGUGAUCUUAGGGCGAGUGUGAGCGUCAUGCCGAAAUCGGUCUUUGAUAGGCCAAACUUCACCAACUUGGAACCAACCAACAUGACACUCUAG
Sorghum bicolor (sorghum) is the source of this 702-nucleotide messenger RNA. RefSeq lists its product as uncharacterized. The record is from RefSeq and is a predicted model, not a curated record. The transcript has a single exon. NCBI's taxonomy places the organism in Eukaryota, Viridiplantae, Streptophyta, Magnoliopsida, Poales, Poaceae. Bases 1 to 702 code for a protein of 233 amino acids.